AUGAACAUGUCGUCCUACUACGAAGGAGUCUACAAGGCCAGGGGAAGCAGAAUCAGACUCUGUCUUGGCGGGAACAAUUACACUGAUUCAGACCCUUUCAUCUCGGCUCUCGAGAUGAUCAUCCUCGAGGGCUCCGUCUACAACUCCACUGACUUCGACAAGUACGCCUUGGGCCUCGUCGCGAGGAGCAGCUUCGGCCACAGCGGUCCCCUCUUCAGGUAAACCAUGGACAUGCACUUCAUGCUGUUCCCAGUAUCUUCUCAUCGUCCUUCGUCUUCUGGAUAUGUGACAAAGGAGAAGCAUUGAUCCAGGAUGAUCCUCUUUUCUGUAGUUUCAUCUUUCCAUGUUCUUUAUUAUUGUUAUUGUUAUUAUUAUUAUUAUUUUAUCUUCAUCGUAUAGCCUGUGGAUGAAAAACCAAUACUAUCUCUGAGACACAAAAGUCGACAGAUUUGCUUAUUUCGUUUUUUUAUCAUAGGAAAGGAAGCUUUUCUUCAAUAAAAAAUGAAGGAUUUAUGAGGUUUUUGAAUGACCUGUGGAAAAAUGUGGGAGGAAUGAGAAGAAGUUGCAAGAGCAGGCAUCAAGAACUGAUUCAAAUUAGGAAAUUCAUAGCCUACCUAAGAGGUUACAGUGGAGUAAUGAUGAACAUGGAGGUAUUUAUUUGUGCAUUGAAAAUGAGUAUCAACUAAAAUUGAUGAAUAUGAUGGACGCAUUCCAAAUUACUAAACUAUCUGCUUUUAGAUCAGCGACAGAAAAAAUGGUGAGACUUGUCUUUAGAGAGAGAGAGAGAAGGGAUCUAAUGGGUAUCAGAGAACUGAAAUCUAAACUGGUGAGAGACUGCAUGGUCAGGAACUUCUUCCUGCCCACCCACCAAAAUCUAUCCUUUGGAAAUCAUGAAAUCUUGAACUAUCCGUGCACCCUUGACCUCUGCAAGGUUUUUACACUGUUUCUGAAAUCUGGAUCCAGUUAUUCUUGGCUGUGAUAAUGUCAAUGCAGGGAAGGGAGGAUCUUCCAUGGGUCAAUCUGGAUGUUAAGAGGUUGGGUAUUAAUUGGGUCCAGUGCUCAUAUACAAUGACCCAUGAUUUAAAUUUUUAUUUGGACGGCCCUUUGAAGAUCGAUGAAUCCAAUGCUUAGUAGAUAUAGAUGAUAGUGAUCACCAUGUAAUCAUCUGCUUACUAACGAUCUAUCAGCUCCAUCUGGUCAUCAUUCAGCACCGCUUUGUGAAAACAUUUAUGACGAUUUAUCUGAUAACUCCCAAAAUCUCCAGGGAUCAUCUGUUUUUUAGAUGCCUUAUCUAUGAAAAUCUUUAAUCUAUCCAAAUAUUUUCAGGUACCCAAACGACACAUUUAACAGGUACUGGCAGCCAUUCGUUGAUCGCACAGAGACCAUAAGAGGCUCCUCGAAUGUUUCGAAUUCUGAGCUAUGGAAUCGCCCUCCUAGGAGUAUAUUUGAAACCGCUCUCGUGGUUAACCGCGCCGAAUCCAUGCAGUUGCAAUGGCCCCACUUUUCGCUUCCAAAUGCCUCCUACUACAUUGCUCUAUACUUUGCUGAUCCUUCAUCUGAGAGCUCUAGGGCUCUUGAUGUUUCCAUAAAUGGUAUUAAUUUCUACAACAACCUCCGUGUGACAUCAUCCGGAAUAUGCAUCUUUGCAUCCAAGUGGGUUCUCUCCGGGGCGACCAGGAUCACCCUGGCUCCCUCUGCUGGAUCAAAUCUCCCUCCACUGAUCAAUGGCGGUGAGGUCUUCAGCCUUGUGAAGCUUGGAGGGUUGACUGAAUCUAGAGAUGGUCUGGUUCUUGCCUAAUCACAUUUCAUCAGACUACUUUUUUUUCUUUUGGGAAAGAAUUCUCAUCUAAUUAUGAUUCUUUUGUAUCGUCCCUCGGUGCAGUGCUCGCUCUGGAGGCUCUCAAGAAAAGUUUUGUCAACCCCCCUCCUAAUUGGUCUGGGGACCCCUGCCUGCCCCAUGAGUACUCAUGGACUGGCAUCAAGUGCUCAGGAAACUCAAGAAUUCGUGUUGUGAAACUGUGAGUUCGAAAUAAACCUAGAUUAUCAGAAUAAAAAAUUAAUUCUGAUUUUUAUUUGAUUUUAACUCAAUUGAUGUGGUCAUCUCCACGCUUCUGUUUUGGCAGGAACCUGUCAACUAUGAAUCUUUCUGGGACUCUGUCUCCUGAAAUCUCCAAGCUGACUGGAUUAAAUGAAAUGUGAGUUAUCUUUUAUUAAUAAUUUUGAGUUAUUUUUCUAUGGAAUGUUUAUUCGCCAAUUUUGACAUGAUUUUAUUAAUCACACAGCAAGCUGGGGAAUAAUAAUAUCUCUGGACAAAUUCCCAAUUUUAGCAGGCUGAGGAAUCUUGCGAAGCUGUAAGGCCAUGGGAUGAUGCUAUGUUGAUAUCAAUUUUCUUUUUUUGAAUUUUUCUCAUAAAAAUGAUUUUAGGCAUUUGCAAGGCAAUAAUUUCAGUGGGGUUCUUCCUCCAUCGCUUGGACGCCUCAGCAACCUGCGUGAGCUGUGAGUCCCUAAAUACAUAAACAUUCAGUUUAUAUAUAUUUCUAUCAAUAAUUCAUGCUUGUAUUAUGUCCGAUCAAAUAUAUCCAGUUCAAAUUAUGUUAAUUGAGAUGUGUAAGCCAAAGAAAUUACCCUUUUAGCUGAAGUGGUAGUCAAACCAACAGAAAAAGUAUACAAGCUUCAGUUCAAAAAUUAUUCUUUUCUCGAGCACAUCUAGGAAAAGGGAUCUUUUUUUCUUUCCCAGAGUUUUUAUUCGAUUUAUUAAUUCAUUGCUCAAGGUGUGCUUUUUUUGUUCAUUAGCAUAAACCCAAUAAUUAUCCUCGAUGAUCAAAUGAAUGUAAUUUGAUAGGAUUUCUUGAAUCUACAUUGGUGUUAAGCAACAGUUUCGUUAACCCUAAAUCACCUUAUUUCUUGUUCCGAUUCUUUUCUUAAAAAGUUAAUUGAGCUUUGUCUGCUGUAGUUGUUAUACCUGGGAAGAAUUGAAGCUUUUUCUUUCUUAACGUUUAUUGCCCCAUAGUUAUUUUACCAAUCCCAGAAAAUUACUUUGUACGGAUAGAAAACUGAAGAGAUCACUCAUGUUGCUCAUUUUUUAAGAUUUUUUAAAAAUUCUGCCUCAUAAAUUUGAUAAAAAGUACAGCAAAGUUUGCUAAGAGAUUUUCUGCUUGUUCCAUUUUGUUAUUUUCUGUGUUGUCACUGUUGUUUUAUUAUUCCAUUUAUAAUUUAUUUUCCAUGAACUGGUGUGCUUAUUCUCUCUCUCUCUCUCUCUCUACAGUUUUGUGGAGAAGAACAGACUUCGUGGUAAAAUUCCAGCAAGCCUGCUAGGAGAUGACUUGACCUUUCGGUAAGUGGAGAGUUGAUAUAUCAUGAAUAUCUGCAUCUGGCCCAAUAAAAAAAAAAACUAAAAGAUUUCUUGUUUCAGGUAUUUACCUGGGAAUAACUUGUCUCCAUGA
Spirodela intermedia is the source of this 3443-nucleotide messenger RNA. The record is from the annotation of a GenBank genome assembly. Lineage: Eukaryota; Viridiplantae; Streptophyta; Magnoliopsida; Alismatales; Araceae.